UCUCUCUCUAUCUCUCUAAUGCCACUUCGUCAUCAUCAGCAGCGAGAAAAAGAGUCAAAGGCUCAGGCUCCUCCUCUCUCUCCAUCAUCUCUUCCGCUGUUUCCUACUCCAGGGUUUCGGAGAUUCGCGGACGAAACCCUAGCUUUGGAUUUUGGGGUGCUUUGAACUUUGAAGAGAGGGCGCCUUGGAACCGUAGCUCCGUGGUUCUGGAUCGGGAUGCUGGGAAUUGUUAAGACAAAUGCAGCGACAUUCUGCUGUUAGCUGUGGUAAUGGAGUCAGUAACAAUGCUGUUAAUGGGGCAUCUUCAAGAGACAGCGCCAGGGUUGAGUCAUCUUUUUCAGCACCCAACUUUUCUUUGAAUCUGAGGAGGCAGUCCCAGCUAGCACCUUACAAGAUAAAGUGUGAUAAAGAACCUCUUAAUUGCAGACUUGGGCCCCCUGACUUCUACCCUCAGACCCCAAACUGUCCUGAAGAGACACUAACUAGAGAAUAUCUACAGACUGGAUAUAAGGAGACUAUUGAAGGAAUCGAGGAAGCCCGUGAAAUUGCAUUGUGUCAAGGUUCAAGUUUCUCAAAACCCGAGUACAUUGUGAAGUACAAAGAGGCAUUACGGAAGCGACUGAGGGCUAUCAAUGAAUCUCGUGCUCUAAAGCGUAAGGCUGGACAGGUUUAUGGAGUGCCUCUUUCCGGGCCAUUAGUAACAAAAGCUGGUGCCUUUCCUGAGCAAAGGGCAUCUAAUGAGGACAGCCGCAGGAAGUGGAUUGAGGCUUUAUCACAACAGCAUAAACGAUUGCACUCAUUAGCUGAACAUGUUCCACAUGGUUAUAGGCGGAAAGCUCUUUUCGAAGUUCUUAUUCGUUAUAAUGUUCCAUUAUUGAGGGCGACAUGGUUUAUAAAAGUUACCUAUCUUAACCAGGUUCGACUGGCCUCUUCCAGUGUUUCAUCAGGGACUCCAGAUAAAGCACAGUUUGCUCGAUCUGACCUGUGGUCUAAAGAUGUUGUCGAGUACCUACAGCAACUCUUGGAUGAAAUUUUCCCAAAAGAUGGUUCUAAUGUGCCUACACCUGUUAGAAAUCAGUCAUCACAAAAUACUAUGGCCAUGUCUUAUCGUGCUCCACAGAAAAAUGAAUCAUUCUCUUCUCCUGAUGCCGAGGAGCCUUCACUGCACUUCAAGUGGUGGUAUAUGCUCCGCCUUGUACAGUGGCAUCUUGCAGAAGGCUUGCUUCUUCCCUCUCCUAUUAUUGAGUUAGUCUACAAUCAAAUUCAGGAGAAGGAAUCACCAGAGGUCUUAGAGUUGCUAUUUCCUGUUCUGUUUGAUGUGAUUGAGAGCAUUGCACUCUCACAGACAUACAUACGUAUGUUUGUGGAACUCUUUGUUCGAAGAAUACAUGAUCUAUCUUCCAGUUGUUCAAGUUCAGUGGACACUUCACAAAAGUCAUUCCUUGUGGAUGCUAUGGUUGAGAUCGUGCGAUACUUGGUAAUUGUUGUACCUGAUACAUUUGUUGCCUUGGAUUGCUUCCCUCUGCCAUCCUGUGUUGUUCCUGAUCUACGCUGCAGAAAUGCAUUCCUGAAGUUACAUGACUCUGCCGAUAAUGUGCAGUUUGAUACAGAAGAUGCUUAUCUUCGUUACUUGUCGUGUGGGUAUGUCACUUCCUCUAUUCAGGAACGUGCUUCUAAUCUGUCAAAAAAUGUGAACCCUAUCCUUCAAGCUCAUGGUGCUGCUGAGGUUCUACAAGCCUUGGAUAAAGCCCUAAUGACAGGAGAUGUAAUACUUGCUUAUAAUUCUCUUUUUGAAUACUUGUCUGAUGUGGCUAUCGAAGAAAGGUGGCUAGAAGAAGUCAGUCCUUGUUUGAGAUCUUCGUUGAAGUGGAUUGGGACCAUUGGUUCAUCUGUUAUUUGCUCUAUAUUUUUUCUCUGCGAGUGGGCCACAUGUAAUUAUCGGGAUUUCCGUACUUCCAUGCCUCAUAACCUGAAAUUGACUGGAAGGAAUGAUUUUUCACAAAUAUAUUUUGCAGUAUUGCUUCUAAAGCUUAAGAUGGAAGAUUUAUAUAACUUUGCACAGUCUAGGGAUGGAAAUGUUAUGGCGCUUGGUACAAACGGAAAAACUACCUCUGAUAAUGAUAGUUUGUUGGAUGGAACAGCGGUGGAAAAUGCAUUUGUUCUUAGAAAUAAUUUAAGUAGUAUAUAUUAUAGGAAGAGCAGAAGAGACAUCUUUCGGAGUCCUGGUCUGCUGCAUGAUGUUAUUGUGUGUUGGCUAGACCAGCAUGAGAUAGGGAAAGCGGGAAGUUUCAGGGGUGUUGAAAUUUUCCUUUUGGAACUAAUUAGUAACGGCAUAUUUUAUCCACCGGCUUAUGUAAGACAGCUUAUUGUUAGUGGAAUUAUGGAUAAGAAUGAAAACUCGUUAGAUCUACAAAGGCAAAGAAGACACCGAAGAAUUCUGCAGCAGCUGCCUGGAUCCUGUUUGUUUGAUCUUUUAGAAGAAGCAAGAAUUGCAGAAGUCCCCUUGUUACAUGAAAUUGUUCAUGCUUACUCAAGUGAGCGUCAACUAUUGCUUCGUGGAUUCUUGAGCAGUAAAUCCAAUCAUUUAAAUUCUAGAGGUGAUAUUUGUUCAAUCUUUUCUUUGCAAAAAGAUACAGAUCACUCAUCUUCUUUAGGAGAUGACAAUCAUGGGAAGGUGAAGGGCCAAGUAACAGAAAUGAAGGCUUUACUUUCAUGUUUUCUGCAUUUUCCUCACCCGUUUUCCAUGCCAAUAGAAACUUCUGCAGAUGAAUCCCAAGGCAUUUUAAAAAGCACAUUAGACUCUUUAGAGAGCAAAGUUGAUUUGACAGAAGGGACAUCUGGCUGCGAGGAAUUUAGAAAAAGAAAGAGGAAAAAGCUAAUUGAUGAUAGGAGCUCUGCCCUACAAGGGUUUUCUUUUAAUCAUUCAGAUGAUGAAGACAAUUGGUGGGCAAAGAAGGGACCUAAGUUCCAGGAGUCCUUGAAGGUUGAACUACCAUCUAAGUUAACUAAACAAACCUCAAGGGGUAGGCAAAAGAUUGUGCGUAAAACACAAUCUCUAGCACAGCUAGCAGCUACAAGGAUUGACAGUAGCCUGGGGGCAUCUACUAGCCAUGUAUGUGACAACAAAGUGAGCUGUCCCCACCACAGAUCUGUCACUGAAGGUGAGGUUCCAAAAGAUGUCAACCAUAUGAUAUCAGGACGCCGAAGUGAUAUUGGUAAGGCCUUGAAGCAGCUAAGAUUGCUCGAGAGGAGAUCAAUCUCAAUUUGGUUGCUCAAAUCCAUUAGGCAACUUGUUGGAGGAAAUGAAAGAACGCCUUCCAAAGCAAGCAAUUUUACUGAUGUUUAUUCUGCUCCUGUGCCCGAUGAUAGAAACACUGUAAGAUGGAGGAUAGGUGAAGAUGAACUCUUAUCCAUUCUUUAUAUUUUGGAUAUUUCUGGUGACUUACUGUCUGCAGUAAAGUUCCUGAUAUGGUUGUUACCGAAAGUACUUUGUGGCUCAAGGACUCUUGUGCAGGGUGUAAGGAAUUCCAUGUUGCCUAAAAACAGAGACCAAGUAUGCCAGGUGGGCGAAGCAUUUCUCUUGUCUUCCCUUCAAAGGUAUGAGAAUGUGCUUCGAGCUGCAGAUGUCUUACCUGAAGUCUUGACUGCUUUAGUUCAUCGAAGUUUGACGAUGAUGACAUCAAAUGGAAGACCUUCUGGUGCUGUUACUUUUGCUUAUGCACGGUAUUUAUUGAAGAAAUAUAAAAAUGUGACAAAUGUGUUGAGGUGGGAAAAAAAGUUUCGAGCUACAUGUGAUCAAAGGCUUCUCGCAGAACUGGAAACUGGACGGUCUGUGGAUGAUGAAUUUAUGUAUUUUUCGGGUGUCCCAGCAGGUAUCACAGAAACUGAUGAACAUAUUCGUCAGAAAAUUAAUGCUAGGAUGUCUAGAACUGGUACAAACAUGAAAGAGUUAGUGCAGCGACAUGUUGAGGGUGCUGUCCACUACUUUUAUGGAAAGGAAAGAAAAUUGUCUGCGGUUGCUACUCCCAGAAACCACUCCCUUGAAAAAUGGGAUGAUAGUUACCAAAUAGCUCAUGAUAUCGUUUUGGGCCUUGUGGAUUGUAUCAGACAAAAUGGUGGUGCAACUCCAGAUGGAGAUCCCUGUGUAGUGGCUUCUGCUGUGUCUGCCAUUGUUGGUAGCAUAGGACUAGCUAUUGCAAAACUGCCAGAUUCCACAGCAAGCAGUAAUUACCAAAGCUUUUCAUCCUCAUUAAAUUCACUAAAUUGUUUUAGGCACAUCUUACAGAUUCAUAUAUUUUCCCUCUGCCUGCUAAAAGAAGCCCUUGGCAACCGUCUGAGCCGUGUAUUUGAGAUAGCAUUAGCUGCUGAAGCUUCUUCAGUUAUUUCAACAGCUUUUGCUCCUGGAAAGGCCCACCGAAAUCAAUUUCAAUUGUCUUCUGAAAUACAUGAUAUAUAUCAAGAUCAUUCAAAUGAACUUCUGAACAGUUCUACAAAACUCAUUGUCGGAAGAACUGCGAAAGCUGCAGCAGCUGUAUCUGCACUAGUUAUUGGUGCUAUUGUUCAUGGAGUUAGUAGCCUAGAUAGGAUGAUAACAGCCUUUAGAUUAAAAGAAGGCUUGGAUGUUCUGCAGUUUAUACGAAGCGCAAGAUCCAGUUCAAAUGGCAUCUCCUGUUCUAUUGGCACGAUGAAGUUGGACCACUGCAUUGAUGUAUAUGUACAUUGGUUUCGGCUUCUGGUUGGAAACUGCAGAACUGUUUUUGAUGGGCUUGUCGCAGAGAUGCUUGGUGAAUCAUAUAUUGUAGCUCUUUCAAGAUUGCAGCGAGUACUUUCACUCAGUGUAGUUUUCUCUCCUGCAUAUUCCAUUUUUGCAAUGGUAAUAUGGAGGCCAUAUAUCUUCAAUAGCAAUAUUGCGAACCAUGAAGAUUUCCAACUAUACCGAAGUUUUUUAGUGGCCAUUGGUGAUGCAAUCAGGCACAAGCCAUUUCGAGAUCUAUUUUUUCGAAACACUCAUGGAUUUUAUGAUAUACUGGCUACUGAUUCUGGCGAUUCUGAGUUUGCUGCAAUGCUUGAAUCGCAUAAUCCAGAUAAACAUUUGAAAACAAUGGCAUUUGUUCCACUUCGUGCGCGGCUGUUUCUGAAUACGCUAAUCGAUUGCAAAAUGCCAGCAUUUUCAGUUAUGCGUGAAGAUGGGACAUGGGUUGCUGGGCCUGCUGAACCUAGAUCAUAUUCUGAAGUUGAGGGAAAGCUAUUGGAUCAGCUCGUGCACGUUUUAGAUACUCUGCAACCUGCUAAGUUUCACUGGCAGUGGGUAGAGUUGAGGCUACUUCUGAAUGAGCAAGCUCUUAUAGAGAAAUUUGAAACUCACAACAUGUCCUUUGCUGAGGCAAUUCGAUCCUUAUCUCCUAGUGCUGACAAUUUUGUACUUUCUGAAAGUGAAAAGAAAUUUACUGAAAUUAUUCUGUCACGGAUAAUUGUCAGGCCUGAAGCUGCUCCUCUUUAUUCGGAGGUUGUCCACCUGCUUGGAAAAUUACUUCAAGAGUCACUGGUAAUGGAUACAAAGUGGAUUUUAGCUGGUCCAGAUGUUCUUCUGGGACGCAAAUCGAUAAGGCAACAACUUAUAUUUGUUGCUCAGAGGAAAGGCUUCCCAAUUAAAGCACGUUUUUGGAAACCAUGGGGCUGGUCAAGUUCUUUAUCUGAUGCAACAACUAAUAGAGGGGAUAAGAGAAAGUUUGAAGCCAUUUCUGUUGAAGAAGGGGAGGUUGUUGAGGAGAGCAUUGAUGUUAAGAUGUUUUCCAAAGUGAUCCAUAAUAUGGAUGCCGAAGGUUUCAGUCCAAGUCAGCAGCAUAAAACUGAGAAAGCUCUUGCAGAACUAAUAUUGCCAUGCAUAGACCGCAGUUCGAGUGAGUUACGCAAUUUAUUUGCCAAUGAGUUAAUCAAACAGAUGGGAGCUAUUGAUCAACAAAUUAAUACAGUAACACCCAAUGGUUUUAAAUCUAGCCUGAAUUCUGAGGCUUCUUCAAACAAAGGAAACAGUCGUAAAGGUAUCCGAGGUGGAAGCCCUGUCCUUGGUAGGCGACCAAUUGAUUCUGUCCCACCAUCUGCUGCUGCUCUGAAGAUUUCAUUGUCCCUACGUCUGCAAUUCCUACUGAGAUUGCUUCCUAUUAUUUACGAGGAUAGGAACAUGAGGCAGAUGCUUGCUCCUAUCAUACUUCGUUUGCUUGGAAAACGUCUGGUAUAUGAGGAUGCAGAUGUAUGCCCUUCAACCAUACAUAUGGAUCCUUUGAAAAGGGAGUUGGAUUCUCCCAUUGAAGCUUCCUUGUUGGAUCAUUCCAGUGAUAGUCUGUUUGAUAGGUUGUUAGCCAUUCUGCAUGGUUUGCUGAGCAGCUACAAGGCAAGUUGGCUAAAAUCCAAGUCUGUCACCAAAUCAGCCAUCAAAGCUCGUGAUAUUUCUGCAUUUGAUCGUGAGGCAGCAGAGAAUUUGCAGAAUGACUUGGAUCGCAUGGAGUUGCCUGCAUCAAUCCGUUGGCGUAUCCAAACCGCCAUGCCAUUUCUCUCUCCAUCACUUUCGUUUAUGGCUCCUUGCCACCUUCCAGUGUUACCCUCAGUGGCGCACACAUUGCUUCAGCCCAGCAAUCUCAAUCCAGGCACUCAUCAAAGAAGUAUCCCUGCCUGGACUUAUAAUUUUCCUGGCAAGAGCAAGAGUUCAGCUUUGCAGGACAUGGACAUGGAAAUUGACCCAUGGACGCUGCUGGAAGAUGGCACGAAUUCUGCUUCUGCCUCAAACAAUAGCAGCAAUAUGGGUAGUACCAAUGGGGACCAUUCCAAUCUCAAGGCCUGUUGCUGGCUCAAGGGUACUGUAAGGGUGAGGAGAACAGACCUUACUUACAUCGGCCCCCUUGACGAGGAUAGCUGAAGUUGUACAAUUAUUUGACAAUCGAACAUUGGCGGCAUGUCAGUGGCUUUCACAUCGAUCAAUCCAUCGAGCUCUGUUGUCGCUUGCUUGUUCGCACGCAUGGGCACAGAAUAAACUUGAGGGUGUUUUGUAUUAGGAAAUUGCCAGUCGGUCAUGCCAUAUGACUGGCCAGAAUAUAGACUAACACAACACCAUCACCCUCAGUUUCACUGCCAUGCUGUUCACGUGUUGUUGUAUAUACAUAUGACAAUUAUUUUUCCCUCAGAGGAGCGAGUAAAAUAUCCAAUUAACAGACUGUGGCUCU
Molecule: messenger RNA, 7217 nt
Organism: Musa acuminata subsp. malaccensis (wild Malaysian banana)
Lineage: Eukaryota; Viridiplantae; Streptophyta; Magnoliopsida; Zingiberales; Musaceae
Product: mediator of RNA polymerase II transcription subunit 12
Biological process (GO): regulation of transcription by RNA polymerase II
Cellular component (GO): mediator complex
Molecular function (GO): transcription coregulator activity
Source: RefSeq, a predicted model, not a curated record